CGUCAAACGCACUCUUCCUCCCAUUCUUCCUUCGCCCAACGAUGAAGCUCCCGACGCUCGACACGCUGCGCAGCAUCCCGCCUGUCUUCAUCACGCUGGGCCUCGUCCUCGUCUCCAAGACAGUCGUCGACCCGGAGAACAUGGUGCACCUCUGGCUCGUGCGCGGGCUCUAUGCGAUCGCCCAGCUUGGCUGCGUCCUUACCCUCUUCUACCUCUACCUCCAGGCGCGCAACAACCCGGAUCCGGCCGUGGUCGUCGUCAAGGAAGACCUUGGCUUUGGCAUGGAGGGCGAAAAGACCGAAAAGAUCACGGUCGGCCUCCAUGACCAGCGCGUGGCCUUGAAGGAAAUGCAGAAGAUCGUCUUGGGUCUCGCCGUCGCGAGCUUCCUGCACGUCAAGUGGGAGUUCAUCCCGCCGCUUGUCAUUGGCAUCUUCAGCGGCCCGCACGGCUUGUACAGCACGCCCAUUGUCCGCGUCUUGCUCCGUGGUGAGCGCGCGUGGGGCAAGCUCCAGCGUCCGUGGGCCGAGCCGGCUUCGGCGAUGGCGAGCCAGUGGGAGUCGUGGAACGAUACGAUCACGUCGGCGCUCACGGGCGAGCCGAUGCAGAAGAAGAGCAAGAAGGACAAGACGAGCAAGCGCAAGAACAAGUAGAGUCCACCAUUAAGUGUCCAUCAUGCAACUACAGUACAACAUUGCACCGCUGCAAGAUCAUCGACUUCUUUCCCAAGUGUCCAUUAGCAUGGGCGUAAGUUACAAGUUACUACUAUCAUGUGCACAAAUACAAGCUCCGCUCACGCGGACGCAGCGAACGGAGGCCGAUGCGUGCGUGCAGGAGACUUGUAC
Saprolegnia diclina VS20 is the source of this 842-nucleotide messenger RNA. RefSeq lists its product as hypothetical. Gene Ontology annotation, biological process: protein targeting to ER. The record is from RefSeq and is a predicted model, not a curated record. The transcript is spliced from 4 exons. Gene Ontology annotation, cellular component: endoplasmic reticulum; mitochondrion. The coding region runs from base 42 to 650 and encodes 202 amino acids. NCBI's taxonomy places the organism in Eukaryota, Oomycota, Saprolegniomycetes, Saprolegniales, Saprolegniaceae.